This is a messenger RNA of Glycine soja, 1761 nucleotides long. Its product is annotated as UDP-glycosyltransferase 92A1-like. Lineage: Eukaryota; Viridiplantae; Streptophyta; Magnoliopsida; Fabales; Fabaceae. The record is from RefSeq and is a predicted model, not a curated record. The transcript has a single exon. The coding region runs from base 135 to 1613 and encodes 492 amino acids. Gene Ontology annotation, molecular function: UDP-glycosyltransferase activity.
CACGUUACUUCAUUCAUCUUUGGCUCUUAGCUUUGUUUUGUCCACAUUUAAACAGCAAUCAAGACAACAACAAUUUUCUGGUACUCCAAAGCCAGCGCAGGGUGUAGCAUAUACCAUUCCUUGAGCUCCUUCAAAUGGCAGAGACACCAAAGAAGAAGAAGAAGGGGCACGUGGUUAUGGUACCCUUCAUGGCCCAAGGCCACAUCAUCCCAUUCCUGGCACUAGCAAGGGAAAUCCAACAAAGCACAAGCUUCACCAUCACCAUAGCCAACACACCCUUCAACAUUCAAUACCUCCGAUCUGCACUUUCUUCUUCAACUUCUCCCAAUCAUCAAAUCCGUCUUGCUGAGUUACCCUUCAACUCCACUCUACACGAUUUGCCACCCAACAUAGACAACACAGAGAAGCUUCCUCUCACUCAACUAAUGAAACUCUGUCAUGCAUCACUCACCCUUGAGCCUCCCCUUCGCUCCUUGAUAUCACAGAUCACAGAAGAAGAGGGUCACCCUCCACUUUGCACAAUAUCUGACGUGUUUCUUGGCUGGGUUAACAACGUUGCAAAGAGUUUAUGUAUUAGGAACCUAAGCUUCACCACUUGCGGUGCUUAUGGAACCUUGGCCUAUGUUUCUAUCUGGUUCAAUCUCCCUCACAGGAAAACUGACUCUGAUGAGUUUUGCGUUCCGGGGUUCCCUCAAAACUACAAAUUCCACCGUACUCAAUUGCAUAAGUUUCUUCUAGCAGCUGAUGGCACUGAUGACUGGUCAAGAUUCAUUGUUCCACAGAUUGCACUUUCUAUGAAGUCUGAUGGGUGGAUCUGCAACACGGUUCAGGAGAUUGAGCCUUUGGGGUUGCAACUUCUCAGGAACUAUCUUCAACUUCCCGUUUGGCCUGUGGGGCCUCUCCUUCCACCUGCUUCACUCAUGGAUUCAAAACAUCGUGCAGGAAAAGAAUCUGGCAUAGCCCUUGAUGCAUGCAUGCAGUGGCUGGAUUCGAAGGAUGAGAGUUCUGUUCUCUACAUUUCAUUUGGGUCACAGAACACUAUAACUGCAUCUCAAAUGAUGGCUUUGGCUGAAGGAUUGGAAGAGAGUGGUAGAUCGUUUAUUUGGAUCAUAAGGCCACCUUUUGGUUUUGACAUCAAUGGAGAGUUCAUUGCAGAAUGGUUGCCAAAAGGGUUUGAAGAGAGAAUGAGAGACACCAAACGUGGCCUUUUGGUGCACAAAUGGGGACCCCAGUUGGAGAUUCUGUCACACAGUUCCACAGGAGCGUUUCUAAGCCAUUGUGGAUGGAACUCUGUGUUGGAGAGCCUCAGCUAUGGGGUUCCUAUGAUUGGGUGGCCACUAGCUGCAGAACAAACAUUCAAUCUAAAGAUGUUGGUGGAGAAAAUGGGUGUGGCUGUUGAGCUCACUCAAACUGUGAAAACUGUGAUCUCUGGGAAGCAGGUUAAGAAGGUUAUAGAGAUAGUUAUGGAGCAAGAAGGAAAGGGAAAGGCGAUGAAGGAGAAGGCGACUGAGAUUGCAGCUCACAUGAGAGAGGCCAUAACAGAGGAAGGUAAAGAAAAAGGGUCUUCUGUGAGAGCAAUGGAUGAUCUUGUUAGAACCAUUUUAUCACCCUAGGCUUUGUGAUUUGUUGCAUUUAGAAUUUGAAUGAUAAUAAAGUUGCUUGUAAAGCAUACUUGUUAUGUACUGCUCAGCAAUCUUUAGCAAUAGACUAUGGUAAUAUUGUCACUAUGAAGAUAAUAAUUUAACUCAUUUUAAUUGAUGA